AAAUUCUAUCUAUCUUGACGCUAGCCGCUAAUGCCUCUGCCGCACUGUAGCCUGCUGGAGAUGCCAAGAUGGCUGCAAGCAAUUACUUUGGCUUUUCACAUGGUGCCGGUCAGUACAGCACCCAGCCUCCACCGGCAUACUCCCACCCCUCUACGGCCAGUUACAGUGUCCAGCAGGCUCCUGCUGUAGCUCAUGCUGUGACUGCCGCAUCCUACUCAGCACCGCCGGUGCAAGCAGCGCGUCCAGUCGCCUCUUCUCCUUAUCCCGCUUAUCAGAGCCACCAAGCCCCUCCAGAGUUCACCUACAGACAGCCAGACCCCCCUGCCGCCCCUCAGCCCACCACUACACCACAAACCUACCAGGUGUUUCCUGACACGGAUAAUUAUAGUUAUGCUCGCACUGCUGCUGCAACAUCCUAUGAAAAUAAACAAUACUAUCAGACAAGUAAUGCACCAGCACAAAGAACAGCCACAGAAAAUUACUACCAAACUGUGGGAGUGAAAAAUGCUUACAAUCCAGUGCCUACCACUGUGUAUAGCCAGCCACCUCCUCCACAGAGGCAAGUAACUGCUCUGAAACCAAUUGCACCGGCAAGUUCAGUGUCAACCAGCUACAACAUCUAUCCAGCAUCCACCAGUGUACAGCAGCCCCCUACUCCAAUUUCAUCAUACACCUUAGGUUCUUCUUUUAGUUCGUCUGCAUCAGCCGCAUCUUAUUCAGGCAUUAGCUACUCCAGUUAUGAUUCUGGUGGGUACACUUCCACGUCGACUCCUUCCUAUUUUCAGGCUGCACAGCCCACUCUCACCCAGCACCAGCCUCCACCACAGCAGCCACCCCAGGCUCAACAACCCCAACUGCCCAUCCAGUCUGUUCAUAAGCAGCUCACAAGUUCAUCUUGGAGUAAUUCAGGAAGUAACAUGGUGGCAACUCCUGCGGGAAACGCGUAUAAAAAAACAUCAUUUCACCAAAAUAAGUUGCUAAAGCCUAAAGGACCACCCAAACAACCUCAGCUUCACUACUGUGACAUUUGCAAGAUCAGCUGUGCUGGCCCUCAGACUUACAGAGAGCAUUUGGAUGGCCAAAAGCACAAGAAAAAAGAGGCCGCUCUCAAAUCAGUGGGACAAACUGGUGCUAGCACUGGGCCCAGAGGCAUCCAGACUCAACUGCGCUGUGAGUUAUGUGAUGUCUCAUGUACUGGAGUGGAUGCAUAUGCAGCCCAUAUCCGUGGGUCAAAACACCAAAAGGUGGUUAAACUUCACACCAAGCUGGGGAAACCUAUACCAUCCACAGAGCCCGUGUUGGUCAACUCAAAUCCAGCAGUAACGACAACAGCGGGGAAGCCCUCUGUCUCAUCUUCAGCCUCUGUCUCCUCCACGUCUGCUACAAUGGGAGCUCCUAAAGUGACAGCUCUGAGCAAUGUGAAAGCACCGAUAGCAUUAAAGAAACCAGCCCCGGCAAAAACGGUGAUCUCUAAUAAGCCAGUGCUUAGUUCUCCUGCAGUCCCUGAAGUUGUCAUGGCUGCUAAAAUGGAUGAGCCUAUGCCGUCAAUUCAAAGUGACGAUGAGGACAGUGACAAAGGUGGGAGUCAGGGAGACAUCCAGCCAGUGGGGCACAAUUAUGUGGAGGAGGUCCUUAAUGAUGAUGGCAAAGUAAUCAGAUUCCAUUGUAAAUUAUGUGAAUGCAGCUUUAAUGACCCUAAUGCUAAAGACAUGCAUUUGAAGGGAAGAAGGCACAGGUUGCAGUACAAAAAGAAAGUCAAUCCUGAGCUCCCAGUGGAGAUUAAACCCAGUAACCGGGCCAGAAAACUCCAGGAGAACAAGCUAAAAAAACAAAGACAAAAGGCUGUGUUGAAGCGGCAGAGAGAUGAUGAGCAGCGCUGGCACAUGGAGAUGAGGCGAUAUGAAGAGGAUAUGUACUGGAGGCGGAUGGAGGAGGAGCAGAUGUACUGGGGAGAUCAGAGACGCAGGUUGCCUCCACCACCGCUCAUGAGCCGGCCUGGUAUGCCCGUGCCUCCUCUGCUGACAUGUGUUCGCCGACCAGAUUCCCCUGAUGAUCGCCACAUCAUGGCGAAGCACUCCACCAUUUAUCCAGUGGAGGAGGAGCUUCAGGCAGUUCAGAAGAUUGUGUCCCACUCUGAGAGGGCGCUGAAGCUGGUGUCGGACUCACUGCUGGAGAAGGACCCCCUCGCAGUUACCGUGUCCGAUACUGAAGAGGGGGAUGACAGAGGCAGUGAAAACUUGGGACGCCUCCUUAAAGGUGUGAUGAGGGUUGGCAUCCUUGCCAAGGGCCUGCUGCUACGAGGAGACCGAAAUGUGGAGCUUAUAUUAUUGACGGCAAAGAAACCCACAAUCUCCUUACUGAAGAACAUUGCUCAACAGCUGCCUAAGGAGUUAGCGACAUUUUCUGAAGAUCAGUAUGAGGUGCAGGCUCACCCCGAGGAGGCCAACAUCGUCAUUUUUUCAAGCAAGGAGCCCAAAAUGCAGGUGACGAUUUGUCUCACCUCACCGCUGAUGAGAGAGGACCCUGCUGCUGAGAAGGACAAGCAGGCAGGAGGAAAAGCGGCCGAGAAAGGUAUGGAUGAAAAGGACCCACCUGAUAUCUUGAACAAGGACAAAUGUUUGGAUUACUUGGCUGCUCUACGUCAUGCAAAAUGGUUUCAAGCUCGAGCCAAUGGGCUACAGUCCUGUGUCAUCAUCAUACGAGUGUUGAGAGAUUUAUGUCAGCGUGUGCCGACCUGGGGGAAGAUGCCUGACUGGGCGAUGGAGCUGCUGGUCGAGAAGGUCAUCAGCAGUGCCGCAGGGCCACUCAGCCCUGGAGAGGCCAUGCGCAGGGUCCUGGAGUCCAUUUCGACCGGCAUUCUGCUCCCAGAGGGACCUGGGAUUCUGGAUCCUUGUGAGAAAGAGCAAACUGAUGCGCUACAAAGUGUGACGUCUCAAGCAAGAGAAGAUAUAACUGCAAGCGCACAGCAUGCUCUGCGGCUCCUUGCUUUCCGUCAGAUACAUAAGGUUUUGGGAAUGGAGUCUCUGCCUGCCUCAAAAGCCAGUGCUCGCAAUCGCAAACGCAGACGGGAUGCCAGUGACACAGGCGAAGGAGAGGGUGAAGGCAAAAAAGACAAGAAGGAUGAAAUGGCUUGACUUCUGUUAAUCUAAUAGUUUAUGUGACAACUUAAAUGCAUCAAAAAACAUAGUGAAGUGCAGACAUAUCUAAAACUCCACAUAAUACAUAUGCACAACUGAUUUAGGAUAAGGUGUCUAAGUUGGAGAACUUAAGGCUUGAAAAUAGGAAUUUAUUGAGAAUAAAAACAUAGCUAUAUAUUCUAAUUAUAUAUUUUCAGUAUAGUAUUUGUUCUGUAUGCCUUUGCGACAUAGGUUUUAAUUCACUUCUAAACAUGAAGAUAAGAUGACCUAACUGGUACAGGGCUCAAUUUUAGUUGGGUGCACCGGUGCGCCUAAGAUUUUCAUUUGGGUGCACCAAAAUACGCUGCUUAUUUAUGCCAUCGUAAUAUAUUGUCUUUAAAUUCCUUCAACAAUAAGGGUUAAAUAAGUUGGUAAAUUACUUUUACCUGGGUAUACAAUUCAUACUCUAUACGACACACAUAUUAAAGAAACAAAUAAUAUCUCAAUAAUGACAGAUUUUAUCUAUUCAAACUUAAGUUGUUUAUAUCACCAAAUAACAUUUCAGAAUUUACCUUGUCUAUAAGUUUGAACUUUUAGGCUACUAACUCAUUCUGUUAUUUAAAAAGCCAUUGCAAAAAUAUUGGCUUCAAAAACUAGAGUAAGAAAUCUGUGCUUUUAAGGAUCUUCACAGUUCGCUGUAGCACGUGCAGAGUUACCCCUCUAACUUUCAAUCUGUUGCUUUGAUGCUCUCUGUAAAGGUAAAUACAGCUUCUGAGUUCAUACAUUGGUUAAAAAAAAAAGAAAAAAAGAAGAAGAACUUAUGAUAUCUGUGGUGCAUAUUGUUCUGUGCGCCAGAGGGUGACCAGAGCAGGACCUGAACACACCCCGGCCUCAGCAACAGAGGUGAGGGAAGAGCGUGUGUAUUAACGUUUUAUUUAUUUUUAUAAACAAUUUAAGUUUGUAUUAUAUAAUGUUAUCCAUGUUUAUGAUGAGGAGAAAGGACACAUGAGAAGGGAUGUGUCAGGCGCACUGGUGGGCCCAAGGAACAUUUUUAGUCGCACCGGGCAAAAUUUUAGGCUCCCAAACUGGUGGCACUCUGGAGCCCUGUGGUACAUCUGCACUUAAUAGGUGCAUAUGCAGUGGUUAGUGUAGCAGACAUGUGAGCUACACAGUGUGCUUUACCUACAUUAAUUUGUUGAAUACUAUGUUAAAAAUAGCUCAUUCUAACACAAAUGUUUUUGUUUUGUAUGAUAGUCUAAAUUCUUGUGAGGCACGAGCUCCUGCAGAAAACUCCUAAAUCCUGUUCUAUACAAAUUGGCAGUAGUGGCAUGCUGAACAAUCUAAACACUUAAACUGCAUUAUUACUGUUACAGAAUGCUAUAAUACUAUCCUUUGAAGAUGUGCACCUACCUACCAAACUUUAUUAGCUAAAAUGUAGGCUAUCUUAUACUUGCAUAAAGACUUAAUAUCGACUGAAGUGGUUACAAGACCAUUUCUUACUCCUGCACAAAUGUAUUUAAAAACACAAUGGUGAUGGUUAUUAUUGAAAUAAAUUUUGUUCGUCUUUAUAAUUUACUGAAGUCAUGCAGAUAAUAUUUUGAGUUUGUUUUAGAACGUAAUGUUUUAUUUUAUUGUAUUGAAUUAUAAUUUAAGACCAUUUGAUUUGAGCAUAAAAUAUACCCGUUAUUAUC
Molecule: messenger RNA, 4807 nt
Organism: Periophthalmus magnuspinnatus
Lineage: Eukaryota; Metazoa; Chordata; Actinopteri; Gobiiformes; Gobiidae
Gene: zfr2
Product: zinc finger RNA binding protein 2
Exons: 19
Coding region: 69-3134 (1021 amino acids)
Cellular component (GO): precatalytic spliceosome
Molecular function (GO): single-stranded RNA binding; zinc ion binding; double-stranded RNA binding
Source: RefSeq, a predicted model, not a curated record